This is a messenger RNA of Epithele typhae, 567 nucleotides long. RefSeq names its product clasp N-terminal domain-containing protein. NCBI's taxonomy places the organism in Eukaryota, Fungi, Basidiomycota, Agaricomycetes, Polyporales, Epitheliaceae. Gene Ontology annotation, biological process: mitotic spindle assembly. Gene Ontology annotation, molecular function: microtubule binding. The transcript is spliced from 2 exons. The record is from RefSeq and is a predicted model, not a curated record. Bases 1 to 567 code for a protein of 188 amino acids. Gene Ontology annotation, cellular component: microtubule organizing center; mitotic spindle midzone; spindle microtubule.
AUGCCUCCGAAAACGCCCAUCACUUCCAUUGAGGUAAACCUUGUGUCUGCCCUUCGGUCGACAGUCAGGCCGGUUAACUCUGCCAUUAACUCUGAACGGACUCGCCUCUCGGGCAACGCUACAGACCUCCUCACCAUGGCUGUGACGGCUCUGGCCAGUGAGUUCGAGCCGCUCGUCCCUCAUUACUUCCCCGCCCUCCUCAACCUCUGUACGCGCACGAACAAGGUCUUCAUCACCCGCGCCAAAGCCGCUAUCACCGCGCUAGUUGAGAACACACACGCCCCUUCCAUCAUCCACUAUUCCUUCGUCUCUAUCACCGACAAAUCUGUCUCUUUGCGCCUCGCGGCCGCUGAGACGUUGCUCGCGUGUCUCAAAACCUUCAACCCUCCGGACUUGGAGAAGGAACAGCGCGCGAAGGAGAUUGAAGCAGCGAUCAAGGCCACGGCUAUAGAUGCGAGCGCGGAUGUACGGAAAGUAGGGAAGCAAUUGUGGGAGGCGUACAAGAUAUUAUUGCCCGCACGGGUACAUGGGUAUGUCUUCUCUAACCAAUACACCCGCACAUCUUGA